GGAGAAUUCCACUGGUAUCAACACCACCUCCAUCAUCGUCAUUGCGAAGGCAAUGCUUUGAGACUUCCAAGCUCAAGUUCGACAUUUCACAGGAACACUAUAAUAAUAAACAACCUCAGCCUCGUUCCAAUCUCACCAAGGCAUGGAGCGAUUCGGAACACCCCCGCACUCCCCGGCAUCCGGAUAUGAUCUUCCACUCAAUCGUACUCUGGCCAGUCGCAAUGUCUGACAGCGAACCGCAAUCACAAGCACCUGCAACAAGCGAAUGAGAUGGCGGGCCCACAUCCCGUAUGUAGCCUGUAGACCUCGUUUCUUCAUACUGCGUUCUGUGUAGGCCGCCAAACGCUUGCUCAGUCUUUCCGAAUUCUCUGCUUCCGCCUCAUCCUUCACCUCACUAACCGUUGUCCGCCUGAACUCUGUCUACCACAAGAAAGAUAUCUAGAGCAGUUGCAGUGGAAACCGCAAAGAAUGUCGGACGCACCACAGAUAAGCCUCGGCCAAAAGCUAGGCAUCCCCAUCGCCUUUGGAAAAGCCCUCGCCGCGGCUCUCAUACGCAUGACGACAUCGCCCUUCAAAGGCUCAAAGGGAGGACCAACCUACUAUCGCGAUGUGUUCAUGACCUUGGUGCGCACCCAGCUGCGCAAUGUCUCCAUCGAGCAGACGCAGUACACAUCGAAGCCAACGGGCCAGGUUUACCUCGACUUUGCAACUGCGAACAAGUUCACACCUAUGACGGAUGACCUGGGUAAUGGUGGAAAGGCGCAUUGGCUCGGUGACAAGAGCGCAAAGGUCACACUUGUAUAUCUGCACGGUGGCGGCUACGUUGUUCCCGCAGGGCCCAACCACUUCUCCUUCCUGUACGACCUAAUGAAUGCCCUCAACAACUCAGGAGCCUCCCUUAACAUCUGCUUCCUUGAAUACACGCUCGCUCCGCACGGCGAAUAUCCCACCCAGCUACGGCAGGCGUCCUCCCUCAUCACCCAUCUCUUGACCACCAAGUCUGCCGCGGACCUCAUUGUUGCCGGCGAUUCCGCAGGUGGCAACCUUAUCCUAGGCUUGCUGUCACACCUGUUGCAUCCGCACCCGGCUAUCCCCGCCGUUGAUUUAAAGGGAGACAAGUUGCGUGGUGCGGUUCUGCUCAGCCCUUGGGUCAGUUUUGACACUCGACACCCUUCUUACACAACCAACGCCGAGAGCGAUCUCUUUGAUGAGGUUCCUCUCAACACAUGGGCACGGGCGUUCCUAGGCGCUUCGAUGAGGCGUGGUAUCCUGAUGGGCGAUUCAUACUCGGAGCCGCUCAUCGCGGAGCCGGGCUGGUGGGGCGGUGCACACAAGGUCGUGGACGAAGUGCUCAUCUGGGGUGGUGGUGGUGAGAUCUUCAUCGACGGAAUUUUGGCGUUCAGCGACAAAUUCACCGAAGGUUGGAAGGCGGGCGGUGGAGAUCCGAGGAAGGUGCAGACCAUAUCGCGCGCGAGAAUGUGCCAUGAGGAGCCGCUAGCGGAUAUUUUGAUGGGUUUCAAGGAGAAGGGCGAGGGUGCUAAGGAUAUCGAGACGUUUGUGCGGAGCAAGCUUUAAGAUGGAGAUAUCUGCUGAGGAAAAGAAAAAAAGAGUGAAAUUUAAGGGUCGAAGGGGAGUUUGUGAAACCUGCGUCAUGUCCUUUUACGAUUGAUUAUAAGCAUUAGUGAUCGUGUAUAAUGUAGGUGCGGUCCAAAAGCUAUGUACAAAGACUUCUUAUCCAUGCGAUACCAGCAUACAUUUGCC
This is a messenger RNA of Verruconis gallopava, 1761 nucleotides long. RefSeq lists its product as uncharacterized. Gene Ontology annotation, molecular function: hydrolase activity. The coding region runs from base 469 to 1575 and encodes 368 amino acids. The transcript is spliced from 3 exons. NCBI's taxonomy places the organism in Eukaryota, Fungi, Ascomycota, Dothideomycetes, Venturiales, Sympoventuriaceae. The record is from RefSeq and is a predicted model, not a curated record.